This is a messenger RNA of Athalia rosae (coleseed sawfly), 5381 nucleotides long. RefSeq names its product TP53-binding protein 1-like. NCBI's taxonomy places the organism in Eukaryota, Metazoa, Arthropoda, Insecta, Hymenoptera, Athaliidae. Bases 278 to 4900 code for a protein of 1540 amino acids. Gene Ontology annotation, biological process: DNA damage checkpoint signaling; positive regulation of transcription by RNA polymerase II. Gene Ontology annotation, cellular component: nucleus. The record is from RefSeq and is a predicted model, not a curated record. Gene Ontology annotation, molecular function: histone binding. The transcript has 4 exons.
GAACCUUAUGAUCACGGCGCGCCGCUCGAAUUAUUUACCGAGGGUUAAUUAAUUGAAUAGUACUCAAAUUAAAGCAUCCCACAGAAUCACUCCUUGUUAUCGAUAUAAAAUACAUAAAUAGCGAAUACGCAUAAUGGGUGGACUUGUGCGUUUUAUGGUAAUACCCAACAUCGAGAAAGUGACUUCAGCCGUUUAAUUAAAAGCAGCGAAUCAGAAAAACUUUAAAAACCGCGAAAAUUGAGUUCGCGCGGAGGAUUGCGCACGCAUCGGAUUUUUGAUGCGUAAAAGCGGCGUGUUGUGCCUAUGGAAAUGCCGGUCAGUACAAUCGUAUUUAUUAAUUGUUUUGGUCACUCGUUAUCAAGGAGUAGUAUGCAAGAAGUCGGACAGUGUGAGAGUGACAGUUAAUUUGUGCGAAAUUGUAAUAUUACUCGUAAGAUUAUCUCUUUUGAAGGAAUUAAAAAUGUCGAAAACUCCAGAUAUUGAGAAGCCUGUGCCAGACUCGCAAGAGACAUAUUACGAUAAGAGCCAGAAUAUUGACAACAGUCAAAUGUUUAACGAAAGCCAAGACUUUGCUCUGAUUGUUGCCGAAGACUCCGAUGAAAGUACAAAGAAUAGAUCUCCGAUUGAUAAUGAGCUGGCAAAUCCUUCGGUUAAUGAAAAUCUGGAAGAAACAGAAAAAAUCAAAAGACAGACAGAUAUUGCCGAUAUAAACCAGACUGCACCAAUUAUCGAAGAAAAAAUAAAAGAUGUUGUAAACGAAGCCGAUGAAACCAAAGAGAAUGACACCAUGGCAAGUUUAAAAAUGCAGACUGAUAGCGACGAUUCAAAAUCUAAAGAAAAAAGUGGCAGCGACGAUGACGAAAUAAUCCAAGGAACUCCACCCGAAAUAUGGUCUCCCUCUAGGAAGUUACUUUCGGGUACAACUGCUGGCAAACGUAAGGCUGAACCGAUCGACGAACCAUUGGCAAAGAUACCGAGAACAUUGUCAGAAGAAGACGCCUUUAAACUAGAUAAAGAAGAAGUGGCAAACCGAAUUAGCAAAUCACGCGAAGGUAAAAAGUUAAUUUUUAAUGAUGUACAAAUUGGGAAAAAAGAAUCCCAAACGGAUAUUAUUUGUGAAAAUACAGAACAAAUCGCGGAUAAAGAUGGUCAACAAAUAGACAGUUGCGUCGUUGAUGCGCAAACAAAAAAAGUAAUUAUCGAAGAAACGCAAACAGAUAUUAUUUGUGAAAAUACAGAACAAAUUGACGAUAAAGAUGAUCAGAAGAUGGACGUUGACGCGCAAACAAGAAAAGUGGUUAUUGAAGAAACCCAAACAGAUGUUAUUUGUGAGAAUACAGAACAAAUUGAUGAUAAAGAUAAUCAGAGAAUGGACAGCUGUGCCGUUGACGUGCAACCAAAAAAAGUAAUCAUUCAAGAAAGCCAAGAUGUCGUAGACUCUGAACCGAUAACUUCCACCAAUGGACGUGACAAGGACAAGAAUGUAUCGAGCGACGUCACACAAAAAAUCACUGAAAAUCCUGAAAUUGUUGCAGAUCAAACCAAUUCAGAGUCCGACGUGUCCAGCACUAAGCCAGAUUCAUCGGAGAACAACAUAAGCCCGCUUAUAGACAGCCAGGCUAAAGAUGUACGGCAGAAAAAAAUAACAUUGCCAAAGUCUCCGGAGAAGAAGACAAAGGUGACAACAAAUGGGGACAGCACAGAAAAGGCCGUUUGUAACGUUCCUGUAGAAUCCAUUGAUAUUACAGAAACGGAUGGGUCCGAAGAGACAACUGGCAAUGUUAAAAAGAUCUCAAAUAAACAAAAUGAGAGCGCCUCAGAACCAGAGAAAUGUUUCUGGAAUACUGCCCUGCCAACCACUGACAGCAACUCCGAUUCUAAUUUUGAACCUUCGUCUAACGGGUCAAACAAAUCGAGAAGAAGUGUCGAAGUUAUAUUUGAUCGAAAAUCGUCAAGCCAAGAAAAAAAGAAGUGUCAAGAAUGGGUGCAGAUUGACGAGGAGGGAGAGAAGAUCGUCUUAGACUCCUCUGCGGAGGAUUUUCAGCUGAGGAUGUCGACGGGCUCAUCGACUCACAGUCCUAAGAAUUCAACGAUUUAUAAAAGCUGUUUAGACGCAAAAAGUCACAGCGAAUCGAGUUACAAGUCCGCCAAUUUGAACGAAGCCCAGGGAAACAAAGAGUGGACCGAAUCAUCCAGUUGUCAAAUAACAAAUGGCGAGGAGGAUCUAGCGGGAAGUGGAACCACAAAAUCUGUUAGCAUAGGAUCUGAUGUAUCUAUGGAUGAUGCUACGCCAGAACCUGGUAAGCGGGACACCACAAAACCUAAUCCGAUACAGUCAGAAACAGUAAAAAUAUCCAGUGCGAACCCCAAAUUGAACGACAGCGUAGAGCUGGCAAAUCUGGUGAGCGACAGCGAGGGCGAUAGCCUCGUCAUUAACGAGCGCGUGGAAAAUAAAACUGCCGAAAAAAUUACAGUAGGCUUUACCAAGGGAUUUGCAGCCAACAAAACUACCGCGUUUGAGAAAAGGAUGCGAUUUUACGUCGAAUUGAAGUACCUGUUACACGUCGACGACGGUACCAAAGAAAUCGUUGGCAAAGAAAUAACUGAUGUCCAAUGCGAGCCAAUUUUUGAAACUGCUAUACCCCGAAGGAAUAGCGACGCGUCGGGAUGUCUCGCUGACAUAUCUGGGAAUGAGAACAAGGAUACUUCACCUGGAUCGGUCAUAAGUAAUCCCCAACUGUUUCCACUCCUCCCGUCGAGAUUUUCCAUCGCGUCAACGGUGAGCUCGUCAAGUUCCGUGUCGAGCGCCGCCUCUUUGGCUGCAAAACUCUUGAAGGAUGGUCAAUUUUCGCUUCCGAAAGGCAGAGCGAAGCAUGCGAAGAGGCCGGCGACCGAACCAGUUUUGGAAGAUCAUUUGAACCUGAGCGGAGAUUCGAAAAAGUCGACCCAUGGAUGGAACAACGCUCAGUUGAUCUUGGACACCCUUCUGAGUUCUGCUGGGACAAUUAUCAGUUCGCCGGAUAUUCUCCAGUGCGAUGAGAAACCUGAAAAAAUCGAGGACCAAGUACUGUCGUCCACUCCAGAGCCGAUCCAAGACGAACAAAUUAAUUCUCAAGAAGUAACGCCGAAAAGUACAAGGGCCAAGAAACCGCUGAAACGAAUCCGGACGAAGAGUAACACCUCGCAAAGUAAUGCGAUUAGGAAGGCGUCUCCGGAGGUUAUAUCGACGAGUCAAGAAGACAGGGUUCCCAUUCCCAAAAAGACGCUGGAUAACGUCGACAGCGUCCAGUCCGAACAAUCAUCCCAAAUAGGGAUUCUCUCAACUCCGAGUAAGUUGACAGCCAGAUCAGAGUCUCUGAGGAGCCUCACUCCGCAGAACUUAUUGAGCAACGAAUUGGUGGGGAAAGUCGUAUUUGCGAGAUGGAGUGACCAUAAUUACUAUCCGGGGGAAGUUAUUGAAAAAACAAAGGACAAAUACAGGGUGAAGUUCUAUGACGGCAAGACCAAACUCAUGAUCGAGGAUUUCAUAAUACCUAUGCCCGAGGUACUGAAGGAUGGUUGGUCGGUUUAUGCCACUACCGAAGAAGAUGAUUAUGGGUCAAUAGGGAUGAUUCGAAAGUCCGAGAAUGUUGACAAUGUUUUAUAUUACACUAUUGAAAUGGAUGACGGUAAAACAGUGCGUGUAGAAGUGAAGGAUAUAUUUUUGAUGCCGGGACAGGCUGAGGUUUUGAGAGAAGACUUUAAUCGCCAGGUAAAGAAUUUACCAAAAACCCCACAGCACUUGGGUCAAGUUAGUCUGGACAAUUUGGUGGAUGGGAAGAGAAGGUCUAGACGUGCGAUUACUCCAACAAUUUCAACUCCUAAAUCAAAAAAAAUUACCACGCCUAGAGUUUCCAAGCUCACUGACCUUGUGACGCCGUCAGGUUCUGGUGUUUCAAACUUUAGAUUGACCUUGAGAGAGUUAUCCAGUUCUGGAAGCGAGACCAAAGCGACUGACUCGAACGUUUCGUGGACAGAAGAUGUGGACGGUGUUCAACCCGAACUCGUUGAGAUUCCAGCUGCACAGGUUUCGAAAGGACCCUCGAACCGAAUGAAAGGAAAAGGUCGCAGCAAAUCCAAACAACAACAGAACGACGCAGAACUUGGUCCUAUCCCUUCAAAAAGUUCAACAAUUUUCAAAAAUAUGACCUUUAUCCUGACCUGCACGUCGUCAGAUUUGAUAUCAAGACGUCAGACGGAUGACUCCUGCUCCGAAACUGGUACAGAAAAUGAAGAGGACUGGCGAAAGAUACCCUUCAUAAAAGAAAGGAUACAAAAACAACUGACCAGUGGCGGCGGAAAAGUCUACGAUUCGUUCAAACUAAUACCCCAAUCAGAGUACAAAAAUACCAAACUUAUCACAAACGUACCCAAUUUAACGGCAAAAAGUGUACAAUGUAUGUCCGUUGGGAUCCCGACUUGCAGCCACAACUGGGUGAUCAACUGCUGCAAGGAAAACAAAACUUUGUCGGUUAGUGACUACGCGCUGCCGGUUGGAUUAAGUAUAGUGAGAAACAAGUACAUAGAGUUAUGGGAAAGGCCGAACAAAGAACCAUUCAACGGUAUGGUAAUAGGUAUACCGAUGCUGGAUAACAGAAAUGUGGCCAAACGUUCGGUCCAAUUUUGGAGUCGUAUAUGUGAGAAUGCUGGUGCUGUAGUUCAAGUCAUAGAAGAUACAGAUUCUGAUCUUUGUAACUUAACCGCAGUAUUAGCGGACAACAGGUGCCCAAAUUGGAUUGUAGAAAAAGCCUGUGACUGGCAAAUUCCCCUGGUAUCGACUGUUUGGAUUGUACAAUGCCUGAUCGAGGGACGAUUGGUGCUUCAUGACUCCCAUCCAGAAUUCUCACACAUGAAUAUCUAAUUUCAAAGAGAUUUUGUUAUGUCCCAGAAGUUAUUGUGUGCCAACAUCAUAUUUCAUAAUACUUUUUUUUUUUAUUUUUAAAGCGAUGUAGCCUUUAUUUAUUUGAUUAGUUUUUUUUUUUCUUCAUUUUUUUAACGUUUUGAUACCUGUUGAGGCUUUAAUAUCCAAAGUAACGUGAGCGAACAAUGCGUCAUUGAUUUUAUCAGUUCAGAUUUACUGCACUAUUGCAUUGCAUGCUAUACUCAUCGAUAUAAUGACAUAAGUAGAAAUAUUACAAACCUGAGUUUUAAGGUACAAGGAAAAACUACCUUUGCGUACAAUUUUUUGUAUAGUUUGGUGGAUACUUUCGAUUAUCAAAAUGUUUUCAUUGUAAUUGAAGUAUAUCGCUGAAUGCACACGACUUUCGAAGUUUCAUUGAUAAAAUGAAGGCGAUUAAUGUACAAUUUUUCUGGCAUGGAAAAUAUAUCGACAUAUUUUGACA